Tetrahymena thermophila SB210 is the source of this 249-nucleotide messenger RNA. RefSeq lists its product as hypothetical. The transcript is spliced from 3 exons. NCBI's taxonomy places the organism in Eukaryota, Ciliophora, Oligohymenophorea, Hymenostomatida, Tetrahymenidae. The record is from RefSeq and is a predicted model, not a curated record.
AUGCAGAGCAAAAGCUAUUAAAUUCAUCGUUAAUAAUCCAAGUGCUAAUUGCUUAUUGAUCAGAAAAACUUGGGUAAUUAAGUAAAUAAAGCAAAUAUUAGAAAAAACCGAAAAAAAUAUCAAGUAAAUAUUUAUAAAGCUAAUAGGCAAUAUUACAGCCAUUAUCUUAGAAACACCCCAAAUCAAUAACAUAAAGCAGAGAGAAUCAAUUUCCCCAUCUAAGUACAACAAAAGAGCUUCGCAUAUUGA